AUGAGUAUCCCAACUGAUUACCAGGGGCUUCGAGUGUCUGUGGAAAAAGGUGAGAAAAUUUCCAACAAAAGCAACUUGCCUUUUUCUCAGUGCGGAGACGAUAAUGCCAAUGAAAUUGGAGAGCUGGAAUACACUACCAGUUCUAUCCCUCCUCUUGUUUCUCAGAGCGAAACUCACGAGAAAAUAGUCAUCUGGAGCUCAGAGCAGCCAUUUGAGCCCUGUCAGGAAAUACACACAUUUCUAGGCAAAAGUGAUGAUCUUUAUGACGAUGAAGAGGACGGAGCAAGUAUGAGAGAAGGCCCCAUGUCCAUCUCCUCGAGUUCCACUGCCAGCUCUGCCUCGACCGGAGUGAAGAGGAACGACAAUGACAGCAACAAGGUGGAGGUUCGGAGGAGCAGACAGGAGCACAAAAGGACUGCCAGUCACAGCACCGAAGAAUUGGACACCUGCGUGACAGUGGAUAGAGAUGGAGUCAGGGUGGGCAGAGCAACAGAGAGGGACAGACAAAAGUCCAAAUCCGAAACCAAUGUGUUUGUCUCUAGCUUAUCCGCGAUCUCUCUCAGCGGAAGUCUAUCAAGUGCUUUGGAUACCGGUGGAGAAACACGUAUAACUUUGCCAGUUUACAAGACCCACCUCUAUUCCUCUGGUACAAGCAACACUACCUCAAUUCAGACCAGAAGAGGGUCUGCCCCAAUGGACAACAAGAACUCACCUCCUUACCACUCUCAGGAGAAACUUCAACAAUACAGCAACAAUAGCAGCCAAGACAGUGGGCUUGGACAGAGGAGAAAGGCAGGAUUUGAGGAAAGGGUAUUACCACCGAGGAGACAGCAGCUUGUAAGACCAAUGUGUCAGACAGAGAUGGGGCGGGCUAGGAGUUUGCCUGAAUCUAGUAGCCAUCAAGUCGACCCAGGACAGCCAAACCAGGAAUACAUCGGUAACAGAAAGUUUACAAGAUCAUCCCUGCGUGAGCCAUCUGAUUUCUCUCACCUUUAUAACUCAUCGGUGGUCUUAAGACAGCCCAGUCAAGCAGGCCAAAGAGACACGCUACCUACCGAAAAACAGCUCACCAGUGCCUCAAGGCCGACCCCAAGUCCAAGACCCCAAACUCAGCUUACAUACCGGAGAAACUGCUCCAGCCCCAACCGAAUGGCAACUCCUCCCCAGUCCCCUCUCAGGACCCCCCAAGGAUCACCCAGACGACAGCCCUCAAUGUUCAUCAUUCCCCGAAGCGUCCCGGGAGUGGUUCGGCACACUCCUCCCUCUGGGUCUAACACUGCUGUAACCACUCAGGGCUAUGGCAACAGCAGCCUAAGAGCACCAGUCAAAACUAGCAUAAGCACAACUGGGACAGCCAAACCAACCCCCAACAGCAGGCAGAGUCCACCGAAGGACAGCUCACCUUCGCCGAAACACGCCCCCAAACCAAAAGGCGUCCGCCCCAAGAUUAUCACCUAUGUGAGGAAAAAUCCACAGUUUAAACCACAAGUUGCAGACGGGCCUUAUCAAGUAUCCUCUUUGCCAUCCAGGCUGUCAACAUACUCAAAUAACCAGAGUAAAGAUCUCCCGAAAGAAAAGACAGAUGUUGAAGCCAGAGGAGGGCCAGUUCUUAGUGCAUCAAAUUUGCUUUAUGACAAAUACAGGCAAGAGAUGCAGACAAGUGUAUGCCCCCAACCAGGAGUGAUCCACAGAGGAGCCAGGCCAAAUACUGUCCCAGCAGCCACUGCACCUCACGGACACAGCCACACAGCACCACCCAAACUCGGGAGCAAAACGGAACACUUCUAUGGGUCGCCGUCUGAGAUGGGAAGACCAGGCAGUUUCAAAGGCAGCCAGCCAGAUGACCCUCUGCAGUCCCGUACAGUACCCCAGGGUGGAGGUGGCAGCUUGCUCCGCUCUGGCAGAGGUCUACGUUUGGGUCUAGGUGCGGUGACCAGGACUGCCCCAGGACCAGCCAGAACCCGGAGUCCUGCUCAGAGAUCUGCCCCUGUCAUGAGCCAACCAGUGCAACCCAUCAGCCCCAAUGAGAAAUCCCACGACACAGAUGAUCAAGUUUUUACACAGAAUGCCCCUGUCCCAUCUUCAGCUGAGAGUCCAAACGCUGCCUCCAGGUCUUUAGUGCCCAAAGGGUCGCAGUCUGGUUUGCGUCCUCCGGGCUUCAGCUCCACUCGUCUCCCGGCUGGACGUCUCGCUGCCUUUGGCUUUGUGCGCAGCUCCAGUGUCUCCUCUGCUUCCUCUGUCCAGUCUGGAGACAGUGGGCCCAGUGACCCCACUAGGACCACACACCGUUUGAGUGUGAGUGAGGACCCCCCUCUCCACAGAGUGACCACUGGACCUCCAUCAGUCCCAGAGCACCAGAGAGGACAGCCCUGUCGCAGUCUGCAGCCGCCCUCUACCCCCGCCCUGCCUAGACGCUACCUGCCCGCCCAGCCCCGCAGCUCACCUGGAGUUGGUCGAAAAGAGUUUCAAAGGAGUUCAGAGGUCACACGCUCACUGCCGUCAUCUCCAAAGAGGCUUGCUGUAGUUCCUCCUAAGCCACAGUCUCCAGUCCUGACAGACCAGCGACCCUCUGCAGUGGUGCGUGGGUCGGCACUGCCUGGAUCUCCUCGCCGCGUGGCCCCUCUCAAACCUCAGCUGCAGCACCAAGAGGAGAUCCUACAGAGAGAGAAGGAGGAGGCGCAGCAGAAAGAGAGAGAAAGACAGGAGGAGGAGAGGCAGAGAAAUGAACAAAGAGAAGAGGUCCAGAGGCUGCAGAGCCGAUGUGAGCAGCAGGAGACACAGCUAAGAGCUCUCAGAGACCAGUUGAGGAGGAUGUCCUUGGGUCUGGAGGCUUUUAUCAUCACCACUCAACAUUACUGUUUCAAGAACAACACGUCUGAAGAAAAUGAGAAGAAACUAUCUCAGGAAAUCAAAUUAAUCCAAGAGGAGAUUGCAUCCCACUCACAGCGCUGGGAGAGGCUGCAUCGGGAGAAGACCACCCUGGAGGUGGCCUUUGAGCGCGAGCUGCAGGAGCUACAGCUGCAGCAGGAGGCAGAGCUAGCUGCAGUGGAGGCAGGGCUUAGAAAGUGUCACUCAACUGAGACAGAGCACCUGAGGGCCGAGCACCGCUCUGAGAUGGAGGAGCUUCGGACCCAGCAACAGGAGCAGAUGGAAGAGAUGACAGUUGGACAUCAGGCUGCCAUUCAGGAGCUCCGAGACAUGCACAACAUCACCAUGGCAACACUGCACGAGGAACACGCCCGAACGAUGAGAGAUUUACGAAAGGCUCAUGAGCAGCAGAAGAUCCUGCUUGAGGAAGACUUUGAAAAACUGCGGCUUUCUCUUCAAGAUCAAGUUGACACUUUGACAUUUCAAAACCAAAGUCUGAGGGACAAGGCCAAACGCUUUGAGGAGGCUCUGAGGAGAAGUACAGAUGAACAAAUAGUGGAGGCUCUGGCACCUUACCAACACAUUGAACAGGACCUAAAGAGUUUAAAGGAAAUAGUGGAAAUGAAAAACCAGCAGAUUCACCAGCAAGAGAAGAAGAUCACAGACUUGGAGAAAGUGCAGGCCCAAAAGAAUGUAUUUCUUGAAGAGAAAAUCCAGGUUCUGCAACAACAGAACGAAGAUCUCAAAGCUCGAAUAGAGCUGAACCUGUCUCUGUCCAGGCAACUGUCCGAGGAGAACGCUAACCUACACGAGUCAGUGGAGAAGGAGAGCACAGAGAAGAAGCGUUUGAGCCGUAAUAACGAGGAGCUGCUGUGGCGUCUUCAGACCAGUCCCCUCAUGUCCCCCUCAUCCUCCCCCCUGCACCGCUCCUUCUCCACCUCCCCCCUCCCAUCCUCACCCUUCCACUGCUCUUCACCUGUCACUGGCUGUGAGUCACCCACCCACUGUCAUGGCUGUCCUCAGCAGGCUCAGUACUUCUCUCCAUCUCACAGAGCAGCCAACAAUCAGAAUUAUUCACCUGGCCCGGCCACACCCACUCACAAGGCAACCACCAAUCAGAAUUACUCACCUGGCCUGGCCACACCCACGCACGGAGCAGUAGCCAAUCAGAAUUACUCACCUGGCCCAGCCACACCCAUUCACAGAGCAGUGGUCAAUCAUAAUCUGUCUCCUGGUCCGUCCACACCCACUCACAGGGCAGUGACCAAUCAGAAUUACUCACCUGGUCCGGCUACACCCACUCACAGAGCCACAGUGAACCUCUGUAAUCCAUCUCCGUGUCUGAGCUCUGCACAGCGAUAA
Boleophthalmus pectinirostris (great blue-spotted mudskipper) is the source of this 4230-nucleotide messenger RNA. It is a transcript of the gene mtus2a, whose product is annotated as microtubule associated tumor suppressor candidate 2a. Lineage: Eukaryota; Metazoa; Chordata; Actinopteri; Gobiiformes; Gobiidae. Gene Ontology annotation, cellular component: cytoplasm; nucleus. The coding region runs from base 1 to 4230 and encodes 1409 amino acids. The record is from RefSeq and is a predicted model, not a curated record. Gene Ontology annotation, molecular function: microtubule binding. The transcript is spliced from 15 exons.